GAUCCGACACGAUGCGACCGAUACACAAAUUAAGUUAGUUGCCGACACUUCUAGUUUUCCCGGCUCUUGUCGGCUGUACAAGUUUGGUUUUACUGGAACUUAAAGCGUAUCAAAGAUAACGGCGUGAAGACCACUUCUCGAUCAACAACUGUAUUUUAAAAUAUGACCUUUGACCAACGCUGAUAAAUACCUUUGCGUUCUUAUCGGGUGAAUAAGAGAGAGUCCAUGCGGAACUGAGCGUGUUCGCACGGAUCGGGAGGCAACUAGAAGCCCACGAUGAAUCCACGCACGCUGUCACUCAGAGCGCUGCUGCUUCUGGGCCUUUGGCACACCGGGAGAAGAUGUGCGGCCCAAGAGCUGCAAGAUCAGCCCAAGAAGAUCGCUGUGGUCGGCGCGGGCAUUGGAGGCACAUCUGCAGCGUUUUACCUGAGGCAGGAAUUCGGACCCGGGGUGAAGAUCGAUGUGUUCGAACCAGGCGCCGUUGGCGGGCGACUCGCGACAGUGAAGAUCGGAGAUUACGAGUAUGAGACGGGAGGCGCAGUGAUCCACCCUCUGAACCUACACAUGAAGCACUUCAUUGAAAAACUAGGAAUUCCUCCGAGGAAAGAGGUCCCCUCUAAAAUGGCAAUCUUUGAUGGAAAGGAGCUGACCUUUGAAGAGAGCGACUGGUUCAUAGUCAAUUUCUUGCGAAUGCUCUGGCGAUUUGGCUUCAGCUUUCUCCGAAUGCACAUGUGGGUGGAGAGCGUUUUGGACAAAUUCAUGAGGAUCUACCAGUACCAGCAGUACGGUUACUCCUUCUCCAGCGUGGAUAAGCUCCUUCACGCCAUGGGCGGCGAUGGUUUUCUUACUCUGCUGAAUCAGACCCUGGAGGAAGCGAUGAUGGGCCAAGGAUUCUCACAAGUCUUCCUCAACAAUAUUGUCACACCCAUCACGCGUGUCAACUACGGCCAGAGCGUCCGCAUCAAUGGUCUCGUGGGGGCCGUGUCAUUAGCAGGAGCCGAUCCAGGCUUGUGGGCGGUAGAUGGAGGCAAUAAGCGAGUGUGCUCUGGACUCCUGUACCACAGCAAAAGUGAGCUCGUCCCCGCCAGAGUGACCUCCAUCUCAUUCAAAGAUCGACCAUCCAAGACGGGAACCACGACCAGUUUUUAUGAGGUUAACUACGUUGGCGAAUCGGGCUCGGCACACUCCCUGUACGACAUAGUGGUGAUCGCUACACCUCUUCACCGGGGGAAGUCUGACAUCACCUUCUCGGGCUUCUCUCCCCCGAUCCCGUCUCAUUAUCCCGGACGCUACCACCAGACGGUCUCCACCCUGGUCCACGGCCUGCUGAACACGUCCUACCUGGGGAGCGCCAAGCCAGCUUCGGAGUUUACCGUGUCGGAAAUCCUCACCACGGACUCGAAGGACUCCGUCAUCAACAGCCUGAGCUCUCUCGACCCCGUGCACGUCCCUCCCGGCUACAAGCGCCCGCCCGCCAGCCAGAGCAACGUCUGGAAGGUGUUCUCCCCACAGCCGCUGUCCCAGGAGCAGCUGCGGAGCAUGUUCCUCAGCUGGGAUUCGGUGUCGGAAACUCCGUGGCUGGCUUAUCCCUCCUACCGGCCCCCGCAGCGCAAUACGCCCCCCUUCAUCCUGCACGAGCGGCUGUACUACCUCAACGCCGUGGAGUGGGCGGCGAGCGCCAUGGAGAUGAGCGCCAUCUCCGCCAGGAACGUGGCGCUGCUGGCGCACCACCGCUGGCACCGACAGGUCGGCAACGUCGACCAGGAAGACCUGCACACCCGGCUGAGAAGUGAACUCUGAAGCCAAACGAUGGAGCGCAGCAUCAUCGAUCGGCACAGAUGCUCGCGGAGAAGCGCGCUGCAUCAAAACAACACUCCUCCAAAGUCUCCUUCAGGUUUCUGGGCUGUAGCACUUCAACCUUAACAACAUAAAGGCUUGUUUGAGGAACGAGUGUCUUGUCUGGUUACCGAACCUCUCGCUCCCAUUUUAGUCUUUUCUCCCAGAUCUCCGCGGUUGAAUAAAAUGUUACUUUUAAAAGUGGGAAUGCUAAAACACAAACUGGAAUGAUCCUUUUAAUCUGCCUCCACCAGCAACAGUAGAACAAAUCCCACCAAAAGACGCGUUCAACGUUGUUCUGUAACCGCAGUUGGAAAUCCUUUGGCACCGUGGGGCACUCGCAGGGUAGACGAUGCCGUCAGGAGACGAAGUGUUGUGAGUGAGUGAAGAAUGAACAAGUGUUAAAAUUCUUUAAUCGGACAGUCUAAUUGCACUGAAGAAGUUUGUGAAUUCAAAUUACUAAUCCGACUAUGAUAGUGCCUUAAAAUGUAUGAUGUGUAAUGAGCUGAUCUCAUGUCCUGUGGAUUUAAACCCUACUGUAUCUAAAUCACUUUAAUGUUUUUAAGCCUUUGGAUACGUUUUUAGAUUGAGAGUUGUUUGUAAGCACUUUGAAAGGUGUAUUUUUCUAGAUUUUUUUUUAUCUUUGUGAUGACUGUCAAAAGCGCUGUUCAAUUAAAAUUUAAUUUUACUAAACUGACUUCUGCCCAAAUACAAUAAAGGUUUUAUCUCAGCUUUAAUCAGAUUUCAAACUUUAAAUCAUUCCGGUCCAAAAAGUAUGUUUUACAUGUGUUUAGAAUCUCAAUAAAUGGAUGAAACAUG
Messenger RNA from Gasterosteus aculeatus aculeatus (three-spined stickleback), 2655 nucleotides. RefSeq names its product prenylcysteine oxidase 1 (gene pcyox1). Gene Ontology annotation, biological process: prenylcysteine catabolic process; prenylated protein catabolic process. The record is from RefSeq and is a predicted model, not a curated record. Lineage: Eukaryota; Metazoa; Chordata; Actinopteri; Perciformes; Gasterosteidae. Gene Ontology annotation, molecular function: prenylcysteine oxidase activity.